UUCGGUACACACUUGGAGCUGAGGUUGUUCUGAUAAUCGCGCGAUCGAGAGUGAGAAUAUCGUGGCGGCAAUUUUGCAAGUGAAAAUCAAUAAUGGGAGACGUUUUUGAGGUACAGGUAAUUCUGGAUUCCAGAAGGACAAAAGGUGGAGAAUUUGAAUACAAGAUCAGAUGGAAGGGGUAUGGCCCAUCGGAAGACACGUGGGAACCAGAAGAAAAUCUUAUUCACUGCGAGGAGCUCCUCCGUGACUACAAGAAUAAAAUGGCUGCGGAACAGAGAAACAGGACACAACUAGAAGCAAGAGACAGAGAUUUAACACCAAACUUACCAAAGAGAAGAUUACGACAGAGGAACACACCGAAAGUUCAGAGGGUCUUAGGCGUAAAGCAAAUGCCUCCUCCUCAUGUCAACUACUCUGAAGUACCACCACGUCAUGAAACUUCAAACAAAAUCAAAUGUGAGACAACAGGCAAGUGUAAUAAAUGGGCUAUGUUUGGUGGUUUGGUAUGUUUCAUGAUUGGAGCGAUACUGCUUUAUCUUUCUGUGGACUGAUCAACAACCUCACCUCCAGCAAUGCGAGACAACAGGCAUGUGUAAUAGAUGGGCGAUGUUUGGUGUGUUUCAUGAUUGGAGCAAUACUGCUCUAUCUUUCUGUGGACUGAUCAACAACCUCACCUCCAGCAUAAGGAAACUGCAAUCAUAGGGACCAAGUACAAUGACUGGAGUGAUUUGACUGUAUAAUGACAUUGACUGGAGUUAUAUGACUGUAUGGACAAGACAUCAACGAUCAACAACCUCGGCUCCAGCACAGGGAUCCAGCAUGCA
Molecule: messenger RNA, 824 nt
Organism: Lytechinus variegatus (green sea urchin)
Lineage: Eukaryota; Metazoa; Echinodermata; Echinoidea; Temnopleuroida; Toxopneustidae
Product: chromodomain Y-like protein 2
Exons: 3
Coding region: 93-551 (152 amino acids)
Biological process (GO): negative regulation of transcription by RNA polymerase II; chromatin organization
Cellular component (GO): pericentric heterochromatin
Molecular function (GO): chromatin binding
Source: RefSeq, a predicted model, not a curated record